Malaclemys terrapin pileata is the source of this 759-nucleotide messenger RNA. RefSeq names its product calpain small subunit 2-like. The record is from RefSeq and is a predicted model, not a curated record. The transcript has 8 exons. Gene Ontology annotation, molecular function: calcium ion binding. NCBI's taxonomy places the organism in Eukaryota, Metazoa, Chordata, Testudines, Emydidae. The coding region runs from base 39 to 680 and encodes 213 amino acids.
GAUGUAGCAUUCAGGGCGAGGCCCAUCCUGCUACCUAUAUGGAGGGGCAUAGGAAGAAGUUUGAUGUGGGUGGAAAUAUUUUGGGGAAUAACCUUGGCCCUUGGCUUGAGAGUGCAACUCGGGUUCCCCUCCUUCUCCCUCAGAUGGGCACCAGUGUGGAAAUUGGGGAGGAAGUGGAGAACAUCUUUCUGCAGUUUGCAGGACAGGACCAGGAAAUCGGUUUUGUCAAGCUCAAAAAGAUACUGGCUGUGACCUUGGCAAGAGAAGCUGGUUCAAAACCAGAGAGAUUCCAGCUGGAGACCUGUCGGCAAAUGAUCCGUCUCUUUGACUACAGCAAGAACGGCCGGUUGUCCCUGGAGGAGUUCAAGAAGCUCUGGGAGAGGCUGAGGGAAUGGAAGGCCAUCUUUACCGAGCAUGACGGAGACAAGUCCGGGUCCAUGGAUGCCAACAAAAUGCGCCUGGCCCUGGACACUGCAGGGUUCCACUUAAACAAUCAGUUCUGCGAGAUCAUCACCAGCCAAUACCGCAACCGUGGGCUGUGCAUUGACCUCAACAGCUUCCUGUCCUGCCUGGCGCACCUGACCUGGAUUUUCAGGCAGUGCAAGACCCGUGACCGAGACGGCACGGGGAUCGUCACCAUGGCCCAUAAGGAGUGGCUGGAACUCAUCACCGCCACUUAAUGGGAGGAAGCCGCAUCGUCCCCAGAGUGUAGCCUAAAGGACUAUCCUGCUUGCUUGCAUAUCUAUCUAUCUAUCUAUC